GUUGGAAAGCAUAUUUCGGAAAUGAAGCAGAUAGUGAAUAUCCUUUCAUUCCAGAUGUGAAUAUUAAUGCAUCCAAAUUAUUUAAACAAGUACCUAAAGUAUUUAAUUUAGGGAAUAUUCGAUUAGAUAUUUAUACUUAUCUUCAUGGAAUUAUCAGAAUACGUGUUUAUAAAAAAAGUAAUGAAUGGGAUUUAAUUUGUGAAGAAAUUAAAAAAACUAUAUAUGAUAAAAAUAUAAAAAUAGACAUGUGCAAGAUAUUUAAGAGUGAUAUUGCUAUAGUAACAGAUAUCGGCGUUUUUAUUUUUCAUUUAAAUACAAAUGAUCAAUUGAUAUUGGAUCAUUUUCAACAUAUCAUUUGGCAUGUUAAUAAAAAAUAUGGGAUUAUUGAAACUCUUCUACGGCGUUAUUUAUUCGGUACUGAUGAUAAAGAAUUAAAAUUUCCAGUUGAUGGAUGGAUUUCAUACGUAAAGAAUGAUAAAGAAAAUUUUUUAAAACAUGGUGUUAGGUUGUUAAGAUUUAUUAUUAAGAAUAAUGAUUUAAAAUUAAUGGAUAAUAUUUAUAAAAAAUGUUUAAAUUAUUUUAAAGAUGAUUUAGAAAACAAUAAGCCGUUUUUAAGCAUUAUUACUACUAAUAUGCCAUUAUUGUCGAAAUAUUAUCCCGAAUAUAUUACGAGAUAUUCAUUGGAUACAAACAUGAUAAUAGAUUCCCCUGAUUAUAAAAUCGAAUAUAUUAUCACUUCACAACUUUUUCCAUUUUCUGAAAAUCUUAAAAUAGUUAAUUUAACACGAUCUCUUAUUUGGACAAAAAAUAUUUAUCAAAUGGCAAAAUUUUUUGAUAGUAAUAUAAAUAUAAAUAUAGCAAGGUUAAUGAUAGUUGGAUUAUCUUUGUAUGCAUAUAAAUUAACCAGGAAAUUCGUGAAGAAAGUGAAGAAAGGAUAUUUGUAUUGUAAUUAUUACGUGGGAAGUAAUCUAUUGAGAGAUUUGAAUAUUCUAACAAAUGAUUGUUGCGCUUGCACUUCCAUUUAUCUUAAAUCUUCACCAAUAAAAGAGUAG
Molecule: messenger RNA, 1052 nt
Organism: Funneliformis mosseae
Lineage: Eukaryota; Fungi; Glomeromycota; Glomeromycetes; Glomerales; Glomeraceae
Source: the annotation of a GenBank genome assembly